Molecule: messenger RNA, 2084 nt
Organism: Enhydra lutris kenyoni (northern sea otter)
Lineage: Eukaryota; Metazoa; Chordata; Mammalia; Carnivora; Mustelidae
Product: forkhead box D2
Exons: 1
Coding region: 80-1579 (499 amino acids)
Biological process (GO): anatomical structure morphogenesis; regulation of transcription by RNA polymerase II; cell differentiation
Molecular function (GO): RNA polymerase II cis-regulatory region sequence-specific DNA binding; DNA-binding transcription factor activity, RNA polymerase II-specific
Source: RefSeq, a predicted model, not a curated record
CUCGCCCCAGAGGCAGCGCGGCGGAGCCCGAGCCGCGGCCGGAGCGGAGCCGGAGAACGACGGUGGCGGCGGCGGCACCAUGACCCUGGGCAGCUGCUGCUGCGAGAUCAUGUCCUCCGAGAGCUCCCCGGCCGCGCUGUCCGAGGCCGACGCAGACAUAGACGUGGUGGGCGGCGGCGGCGGCAGCGGUGGGGGGGAGCUCCCUGCCCGCUCCGGGCCCCGCGCCCCCCGGGACGUGCUCCCCCACGGCCCCGAGCCUCCUCCGGAGGAAGCCGAGGAGGACGCAGCCGAGGACGAGGAGGAGUCCGGCGGUUGCUCGGACGGCGAGCCCCGCGCUCUAGCGCCCCGGGGGGCGGCGGCCGCAGCGGGAAGCCCCGGACCAGGCGCGGCGGCGGCGGCGGCGGCCCGGGGCGCUGCGGGGCCCGGGCCGGGACCGCCGUCGGGGGGCGCGGCGACGCGGAGCCCGCUGGUGAAGCCGCCCUACUCGUACAUCGCGCUCAUCACCAUGGCCAUCCUGCAGAGCCCCAAGAAGCGGCUGACGCUGAGCGAGAUCUGCGAGUUCAUCAGCGGCCGCUUCCCCUACUAUCGGGAGAAGUUCCCCGCCUGGCAGAACAGCAUCCGCCACAACCUCUCGCUCAACGACUGCUUCGUCAAGAUUCCCCGCGAGCCGGGCAACCCAGGCAAGGGUAACUACUGGACGCUCGACCCGGAGUCGGCCGACAUGUUCGACAACGGCAGCUUCCUGCGGCGCCGCAAGCGCUUCAAGCGGCAGCCGCUACCGCCGCCGCAUCCACACGCUCACCCUCAUCCCGAGCUGCUGUUGCGUGGCGGGGCUGCGGCGGCGGGGGACCCCGGCGCCUUCCUGCCGGGCUUCGCCGCUUACGGCGCCUACGGCUACGGCUACGGCUUGGCGCUCCCGGCCUACGGCGCACCCCCACCGGGCCCGGCCCCGCACCCGCAUCCGCACCCGCACGCCUUCGCUUUCGCCGCCGCUACCGCGCCUUGCCAGCUGUCGGUACCCCCAGGCCGCGCCGCUGCUCCUCCACCCGGACCUCCGACGGCCUCGGUGUUCGCGGGCGCAGCCUCGGCUCCGGCCCCCGCGCCUGCUCCAGGCGCAGGGUCGGGCCCCGGCCCCGCAGGCCUGCCAGCCUUCCUGGGUGCCGAGCUGGGGUGCGCCAAAGCCUUCUAUCCCGCGUCGCUGAGCCCUCCCGCAGCCGGCACCGCGGCCGGUCUGUCUACCGCACUCCUGCGCCAGGGCCUCAAGACGGACGCAGGCGGUGGUGCGGGCGGUGGGGGCGCCGGGGCCGGGCAGAGGCCUUCCUUCUCUAUAGACCACAUCAUGGGCCACGGUGGCGGCGGCGGGGCAGCAACCCCGGGCGGAGGCGAGGGCUCCCCGGGAUCGCCUUUCGCGGCGGCGGCAGGUCCUGGGGGUCAAGCCCAGGUCUUGGCUAUGCUGACUGCCCCAGCCCUGGCUCCAGUGGCCGGCCACAUCCGCCUCUCUCACCCCGGGGACGCGCUCCUGUCUUCAGGGCCCCCGUUUGCCAGCAAAGUCGCCGGCCUCAGUGGCUGCCACUUCUGACCGCAUCGAGCUCAGGGCCGGUAAGGCCCGCACUCCUCAGCCUCUCCCGGGAGCUCCUGAGGUCCCAGCGGAACUCAGGGAGUCUAUUUAUGAAGAGUCUCCAGACCUUGGGCCGGCGUUCGUGACUUGGCACUUCAGGCUCCAUGCUCAGAAAUUCGGCGAGAGUUGGGACGAAGCGGGCUCCAUCGAUCAGGGAGAGGCCCAGGUCUACGCGAUGAAUUCGCAAGCCACGAUCCAUCCCACUCCAAUAUGAGCAGUGAAAGGGGCGGAGGAGCCUUCACUUUUUCCCAGCCUCUGCGCCUCUCAGAGGCCCGGGAGGAAUGCUUUCCUGGAGAGAUGUCUGCCCAGGCCCUACCGAUUCCAUCAGAAACACCAACUGCACAGAGAGGUCUCCUUUUCUGCCUCUCCCUCACUCCUUCCCCAACUUUGAGGCCCUGCUUGUCUGAUAUUAUAAUUUAAAGAUACCUAUUAUCUGCUUUGUGCUUAAAAGAAAAUUUCAACUUUU